Molecule: messenger RNA, 2895 nt
Organism: Chara braunii
Lineage: Eukaryota; Viridiplantae; Streptophyta; Charophyceae; Charales; Characeae
Source: the annotation of a GenBank genome assembly
AUGUCUAUAUGCAAAGCUGCCUGGUUGGUUAGCAGCACGAGGAGGGAGGAUAGCAGCAACUGCCUGGUUAGCCGAAGUUGGGAAGGAGUUGGCGGUUGGGCCCAAUAGCAGCAGGUGGCUCGACUGCAAUUCUAUCUUGGGCCUUUUGGCAGCGGUGACCAAUCAAUCAUGUCAGCAUCCCUCAGCGCUGUGGAUUGGCUUACGAUUGCACUCUAUUUCAUUGGUGUGGGCAUAAUCGGAACGACUGUUUCAAGGAGAGAGCACGGGAAACAGGGUAGUAGUGGCGGAGGCAGUGCCACAUCGUACUUUUUGGCGGAAAGAAAUGUCCCGUUUUGGGCGGUGGCUGCAUCAUUGCUUGCAAGCAACAUCGGCGCACAGCACUUCGUUGGCUUGGCGGGAACAGCAGCGUACAGUGGAAUUGCAGUCGGAUGGUACGAGUGGGGUGCAAUGCCAUGCGUGCUGGCACUUGGCUAUUUCUUCCUUCCUGUCUACAUGAGCGCAGGAAUAAACACAAUGCCAGAUUGGGUGGGGAGACGCUAUAACAGUUACUGCAAGACCUUCAUAGUUGUGUUGUCGCUAUUUCUGUACAUCUUCACGAAGAUCUCCGCUGCACUGUUUGCUGGGCAACUCAUUAUCUCAGAGCUGAUUGACGUGAACAAAUUCGCAGCCACAGUCGCCCUUAUCGUAGCUACAGCCCUCUACACCGUCACAGGGGGUCUUGCAGCAGUCGUGUACACAGAGACUCUUCAAACAGUUAUCUUGUUGCUUGGAGGAUGCAUGAUGUUAGCCGUCGGAUUGCAGAAAGUGGGUGGCUUUGGCGGACUCAAAUCAGAAAUCAAUCACAACAGGAACUACUUCCACCUGCUGAGGCCUGCAAGCGAUCCGACUUUCCCUUGGACAGGCUUUAUAUUCGGUUACUAUUUUGUUGCGUUAUGGUAUUGGACGACAGACCAAGUUAUUGUCCAGAGAGCUUUGGCAGCAAGAAACAUCCAGCAUGGAAGGGGCGGUUGCGUUGCCGGGUGCUACCUCAAGUUGCUCCCGGGCUUUAUUAUGGUUGUCCCUGGAAUGAUUGCCCGUGCGCUCAUGCAAAGGAAAGGGGUUGUGACGAAGGAUAGCCACCAACAAGUUUUUGACAGAGCGUACCCGUGGCUUGUUGUAAAUGUGGCACCUAAGCACACAAAGGGAUUGCUUAUUGCAGCCACGGUGGCCGCGUUGAUGUCUUCCCUAGCAAGCAUUUUCAAUUCAUGUGCAACUAUCUUCACAAUGAACAUUUACAAGCCUUUCUUCCCUCGAGCUUCUUCAAAAGAGCUAGUCUGGACUGGUCGUGUGGUCGUCGUUUUGACAGCUGUUGUCAGUAUGCUCUGGCUUCCUCUCAUACCCGUUUUUGGUGAACAGCUCUUUCUCUACACCCAGAAGCCGCCUUCAUAUGUUGCACCGCCCAUUUUCGCAGUCUUCCUGUGGGGCUUGCUUAUUCCCUGGGUCAAUGGGACUGGUGCCCAGUGGGGCCUAACAAUCGGAGUCAGCCUGGGCGUUAUCCGCUUCUUCUUCGAAGUUGUCCACGGAUGGGUGGGCGCAUCGCGUUUUCUUGCAGCUCUCAACUCCCUGAACUUCCUUCACUUUGCAGCCUGCAAUAUGGCAGUGACAACUGCAAUAAUCUUGCUAGUUAGCUGGAGGACGAGCAAAGGAGGACAUCCGCUCAUGGCGGAGGCGGGGGAUGGCACCACAGCAACUCAGGGAGAUAGUAUCAGAUGUGUUAUGUGGCAUAAGGGAUUGUAUGAAAAGCUUGUCAACAGCGAUGCAAAAGAAAGAAGUCAAGCGCCAUACGUGAAUGUUAAUGGAGCUCGGGCGACGAGCACGGAUGGAGAGGAAAUGUCUUCCCCCUCCGUACACGAGGAGCCCAGUCCAAAGGCCUCGCCAUUUCAGAUGGUCCUCGACGAGGCCAUGACGGCUCGGAACCCAAACAUGCUGCUGCUGCCUGCUGGUGUCGCAAAUUCUUCUCUUGGAGAUGGUGGUGCCGUCAUUAUGGCACACGAUGAGAUUCAAGCAGUUGGGAAAGCUCAAGAAGUCGAGUUCUACUCCGCGACCUCAUCAAGGGGGUCGUUACUUGACAGAUCCGAUCGCCGUGCAGCUAGCAACAGUGGGGACAUUGCUCAACCCACCACUGCUAAUGGGUUUGAAGCACUUUCCCCUACUCCAACUGAUGACGAAAGUGAGGACACAAUGGGCACAGGAAGAUUUUUUUUUAGUUUUAAAAUGCCUUUGAACAGAUGGAUUCGACUACAGCAGGAGCCAAGAAAAAGGAUGGCAGCUGCAGUGUACGCAGGAAAAUGGAGUAAGGACAGGUUCCCAGAUACAAUCAUUGAUAUUGCUGCCAUUUGUAUAUUUGUAGGCUUCCUGGCAGUUAUCAUCACGUUCCAUUAGGACAUCAGGGGAAUGCAAACGCGAGUGAUUCAAGCUCAGAAUUGAACGUUCAGUGUUCACCCUCAAUAUGUCAAGAUACAACUGAGCUGUGGAUGUUGCGGGGAGACCGACCGUAUGGUGCCGCAGGUGUUAGCAGAUAUAGUUUCCUGGAGUGUGGUUGCCCAACAGUGGAAAGUUGCACGUCCUUUUCUUCUUUUGCGCAUGGCGCAUUCUUCUCCUUUCCCAUCUGACAGGAACUGGUUCGAUGGAUAUCCAUGCAGCCUCCCUCGCUGCAAGCACAUGACCCCCCCCUUCCCUCCCUCACACACACACCUAGUAUCAUCCUUGCUCAUGCAUGCCCAGGUGAGCUGCAGGCAGUAUGCAAUACAAGGAUCACCAGCAUGGGAGAGAGAUGUAGUGUAGCACGGCAGAAAACUCGAAUCAUACAUGGACUGAUAUGAUAAUGCAGCACAAUCGACAAUGUCACAGAGAUCU